Molecule: messenger RNA, 1329 nt
Organism: Kluyveromyces marxianus DMKU3-1042
Lineage: Eukaryota; Fungi; Ascomycota; Saccharomycetes; Saccharomycetales; Saccharomycetaceae
Gene: LYS21
Product: homocitrate synthase LYS21
Exons: 1
Coding region: 1-1329 (442 amino acids)
Cellular component (GO): mitochondrion
Molecular function (GO): homocitrate synthase activity
Source: RefSeq, a predicted model, not a curated record
AUGAGUAGCAAUCAAGAAUUUCAAGCAGUAACAGAAUCUGCGUCUAACGGAUCAACUUUCCAACAGAACCCAUAUGGGCCAAAUCCUGCUGAUUAUUUGUCUAAUGUGAAUAACUAUCAGUUGAUCGAUUCUACGUUGAGAGAAGGUGAGCAAUUCGCCAAUGCCUUUUUCGAUACCGAAAAGAAGAUUGAGAUUGCUAAGGCACUAGAUGAUUUUGGUGUCGACUAUAUCGAACUUACAUCGCCUGUGGCUUCGGAACAAUCCAGAAAGGAUUGUGAGGCUAUCUGCAAGCUUGGUUUGAAGGCCAAGAUUCUAACUCACAUUCGUUGUCACAUGGACGAUGCUAGAGUUGCUGUAGAGACUGGUGUUGAUGGUGUCGAUGUGGUUAUUGGUACCUCUAAGUUCUUGAGACAAUAUUCUCAUGGUAAGGACAUGAACUACAUUGCUAAAUCGGCAGUUGAAGUUAUAGAAUUUGUCAAGUCUAAGGGUAUUGAGAUCAGAUUCUCUUCGGAAGAUUCUUUCAGAUCCGACCUAGUCGAUUUGCUAAACAUUUACAAGACGGUGGAUAAGAUCGGUGUCAACAGAGUUGGUAUCGCUGAUACCGUUGGAUGUGCGAACCCAAGACAAGUGUAUGAGUUGGUCAGGACGUUGAAGAGUGUUGUGUCAUGUGACAUCGAGUGUCAUUUCCAUAACGAUACUGGAUGUGCUAUUGCCAACGCCUACACAGCCUUGGAAGGUGGUGCAAGACUUAUCGAUGUUGCCGUGUUGGGUAUCGGUGAGAGAAACGGUAUCACGCCCUUGGGUGGUCUAAUGGCCAGGAUGAUCGUUGCUGCACCUGAAUACACCAAGUCCAAGUACAAGUUGCAUAAGAUUAGAGACAUCGAAAAUUUGGUUGCUGAGGCCGUAGAGGUAAAUAUUCCAUUCAACAAUCCAAUCACAGGGUUCUGCGCCUUCACACACAAGGCUGGUAUCCACGCAAAGGCCAUCUUGGCAAACCCAUCCACAUACGAGAUCUUGGACCCUCACGAUUUCGGUAUGAAGAGAUACAUCCACUUCGCUAACAGGCUUACCGGUUGGAAUGCUAUCAAGUCACGUGUUGAUCAAUUGAACUUGAACCUAACCGACGGCCAGAUCAAGGAAGUUACAGCAAAGAUCAAGAAGCUCGGUGACAUCAGACCGCUCAAUAUCGACGAUGUGGAUUCCAUCAUCAAGGAUUUCCACGCUGAAGUGUCCACUCCACAGCUAACUGCUGUCAGAAGAGACAACGAGGAUGUGAACGACAUCAGCAUCCACGACGAACCAGCUGCAAAGAAGGCCAAGGUUGAGUAA